AUGGGAGGAUUCAUUGACAUGUUGCCAGAAGAUUGUGUAUCCACAAUCCUAUCCUUCACCUCUCCAACAGACACAUUUAGAUCUUCAAUGGUGUCAUCCACCUUUAAUUCAGCGGCGAAGUCCGACGUUGUUUGGGAGAUGUUCUUGCCGGCUGAUUAUAAGGAUGUUUUGUCAAGGGUGGUCACUCCUUUGGCAUUUACUACAAAGAAGGAGCUCUUUCUUUGUCUGUGCAAUCCAAUUCUCAUAGAUGGUGGUAGAAAGAGCUUCAAGUUAGAGAAAUUGUCAGGAAAAAUAUCGUAUAUGCUGUCAGCAAAAGAACUUUCUAUAUCAUCGCAAAAUGAUCCAAUGCAGUGGACCUGGAAAUCAAUACCUCAAUCAAGAUUCUCCGAAGUGGCUGAGCUUAGAACAACAUCUUGGUUAGAAAUUCAUGGCAAAAUCAAAACUCAAAUUCUAUCACCUAACACAACAUAUGGCGCUUAUCUUAUAAUGAAAAUUUCUAAUCGUGCAUAUGGACUUGAUUCAAUACCGUCUGAAAUGUCAAUUGAGGUGGGCAAUAAAGUAUGUAAUGGCACGACUUAUCUUCGUCAGGAAGAUGGCAAGAAGCAACAAAUGGAUUGCUUAUUUUAUAGGAACCGCACAGAAGUGUUGAGAAAGAGAGUGAUAGAGGGCAUUGAACAAAUCCCAAGUGAAAGAGAGGAUGGGUGGAUGGAGAUUGAGCUGGGAGAGUUCUUUAGUGGUGAAAGUUAUGAGGAGGUGAAGAUGAGUUUUAUGGAGGUUAAGGGUUAUCAAUCAAAAGGAGGACUCAUCCUUGAAGGAAUUGAAAUAAGGCCUAAAAACUAUGAAUGA
Messenger RNA from Quercus lobata, 846 nucleotides. Its product is annotated as F-box protein PP2-B15-like. The record is from RefSeq and is a predicted model, not a curated record. Gene Ontology annotation, molecular function: protein binding. Bases 1 to 846 code for a protein of 281 amino acids. The transcript is spliced from 3 exons. Lineage: Eukaryota; Viridiplantae; Streptophyta; Magnoliopsida; Fagales; Fagaceae.